AUGGCUGUAGGCUGGUACAUGAGGCAGGUGAUAGAUGAAACCCUUCGAGUCUCAAUUCUUGCCCCGUACGCUGCCAGAUACCAAGAUUUUGACGUUACCCUAGGAGGUCAUGUGAUUCCUAAGGGGACACCUGUAGUUCAUGCCUUGGGCGUCUCCUUGAUGUCUGAAAAGUACUUUCCAAACCCCAAAGUGUUUAAUCCGGAGAAUUUCUCCACGGCUAGCGUGAAGAGUCGCCCUCGAAAUGCGUUCCAGCCUUUCGGUUUCGCUGGCCGCCGGGUGUGUCCGGGACAGCAAUUUGCCUACAAGGAAGUGGCCAUCUUUCUCGCGAUCUUCCUACGUGCCUUCAAGAUCGCCCUUGUCCCGGGUCAAAAACCGCAUCAUGUUCAUGGUCUGGUCUCGCAUCUUGUCAACAUAGAUGGCGGGGACGUCUGGAUUACAGUUGAAAAGCGUUGA
Molecule: messenger RNA, 453 nt
Organism: Lytechinus variegatus (green sea urchin)
Lineage: Eukaryota; Metazoa; Echinodermata; Echinoidea; Temnopleuroida; Toxopneustidae
Product: cytochrome P450 20A1-like
Exons: 4
Coding region: 1-453 (150 amino acids)
Cellular component (GO): membrane
Molecular function (GO): oxidoreductase activity, acting on paired donors, with incorporation or reduction of molecular oxygen; iron ion binding; heme binding
Source: RefSeq, a predicted model, not a curated record